AUGGCGUCGAACAAACCGAACAAGCUGGCAUUCUUGUCAAUGCCGGCGCCUGCGUCGUAUGUCGCUGGUCUGGGACGAGGUGCUUCUGGAUUCACGACCCGGUCAGAUAUCGGACCUGCGCGAGAGGGACCAUCGGCGGAGACUAUUGCCGAGGCGCAGGCGAAGCGCGGGGAGGAGGUUGAGAUUGAUCCCGACCAAUUCCAGGACCCAGACAAUGAAGUCGGCCUCUUUGCCGGAACGACAUACGAGCAGGACGAUGAGGAGGCGGACAAGAUAUACGAGACGGUGGAUGAGGCCAUGGAUUCACGGCGCCGUGCACGGAGAGAAGCUGCUGAACAAGCUCAGCUCGCCAAGCACCGCGCUGAGCGCCCCAAAAUUCAACAACAGUUCGCCGACCUCAAACGUGGGCUUUCGAGUGUCACCGACGAGGAAUGGGAAAACAUCCCAGAAGUCGGUAAUCUGACGCGCAAGAAGCGUAGAAGAGAGGAAAGGAGCUAUGUUGUCCCUGAUAGCGUCCUUGUUGGUGACCGAAGUAAAGGUGAAAUGGAGAGCGCGCUGGAUCCACGGCAGCAGCAGAACGGAGGCUUUGAAACCCCCGCGGAUGCUGGUAGUCUUACAUCCACCAACUUUGUCGAAAUUGGCCAGGCUCAAAACAAGAUUCUCUCGCUCAAACUCGACCAGCUUUCUUCCUCUGGCCUCGCUUCCUCGCUUCCCCCCGGCAGCACCUCUUCUCUUCUCUCCGGCACAUCCUCGUCGAUCGACCCCAAGGGCUACCUGACGUCCCUGUCCUCGCACUCUCAGACACUCAAAUCCUCGGCGGAGAUUGGCGAUAUCAAGAGGGCACGCAUGUUGUUUGAUAGUUUGGUGAAAAGUAACCCGAAGCAUGCGCCCGGGUGGAUCGCUGCGGCCUGUUUGGAGGAGCAUGCGGGGAGAAUGGUAAAGGCGAGGAAAAUUAUCAAGAUGGGGUGUGAGCAUUGUCCGAAGAGUGAGGAUGUAUGGAUCGAGGCAGCACGGUUGCAUAACACCGAAGAUGCCAAAGUCGUCCUCGCCAACGCGGUGCAGCACCUCCCGCAAUCCGUCAAAAUCUGGCUCACCGCCGCUGGCCUCGAGACAGACCCACUCGCAAAAAAGCGCGUGCUGCGUAAAGCACUCGAGCACAUCCCCAACUCUGUCCGGCUGUGGAAGGAGACCGUAAACCUAGAGACGUCCGCCGCGGACGCGAGGAUCUUGUUGGCGCGCGCGGUGGAGGUGAUUCCCUUGAGCGUUGAGCUGUGGCUGGCCCUUGCGCGGUUGGAGAGCCCGGAUAAGGCGAAGAAGGUGUUGAAUAAGGCGAGGAAGGCGGUGCCGACUUCGCAUGAGAUUUGGAUUGCGGCCGGGCGGUUGUUGGAGCAGGAGGCGUCGGCUCCGACAGAGUCAGGUGAACCCAAGUCGAAAGAGCAAAGGGAGAAGGAGCUCGAGUUGGUGGAUAAGACGAUCGAGGGUGCGGUGAGGGAUCUACGCAGGCAUGAGGUGCUGCUUACGCGUGAGCAGUGGCUUAAAGAGGCAGAGCGGUGUGAGGUUGAAGGCAGCCCGAGGACGUGUGAGGCGAUUGUGAAGGCUACGGUGGCGAUGGACGUGGAGGAGGAGGAUCGGUUGGAUACGUGGGUCAGCGAUGCGGAGGCAGCGGAGGCGCGCGGUGUAAUUGGCCUUGCGCGGGCGGUACUGGCGUAUGCACUGAAGGUGUUCCCGGAUAAAAGGAAUCUGUGGCGCCGCGCUGCAGAGUUGGAAAAGGCGCAUGGGACGAGGGAGUCGCUUGACGCGAUUCUGGCAAGCGCGGUGGUGUAUUGCCCCCAGGCAGAGGUGCUCUGGCUCAUGUCGGCCAAAGAGAAGUGGCUUGCGGGUGAUGUACCCGCGGCUCGUGAAGUUCUGGAGCGCGCAUUCGUUGCCAACCCGGAGAGCGAGCAGAUCUGGCUUGCAGCUGUCAAGCUCGAGGCGGAGAACGGCGAGUUUGGUGUCGCACGGGAGUUGUUGAUUCGUGCCAGGACGGUCGCAGAUACCGAGCGGAUAUGGAUGAAAUCCGCCGUCUUCGAGCGACAGCAGGGUCAGACAGAUACGGCCCUCGCGACGCUGACAACCGCACUCCAAAAGUUCCCUCGUUUUGCAAAGCUUUACAUGAUCCAAGGCCAAAUUCAACAAUUCGACCUCAAAAACAUCUCCGCUGCACGCGCUGCGUUCGCGGCAGGGAUCAAAGCCUGCCCGAAAGAACCUACUUUGUGGAUCCUGGCAAGCCGACUCGAAGAGGCCGAUGGAAAGAGCAUUCGCGCCCGUUCGUUGUUGGAAAAGGGACGACUCGUGAACCCAGCAAACGAGGUUCUGUGGGCUGAAGCCGUGUGCGUUGAAGAGCGUGCGGCGGUCGCUUCAUCCGGCACGUCUGCCUCGUCAGGGCUCACACCUGCGUCUGCGUCAAUCUCGAGUCUCACAUCUGCGCAAGCGAAAGCGAUGCUCUCCCGCGCUCUGCAGGAGUGCCCUGCCUCUGGGUUAUUGUGGUCUCUCGCUCUGUGGUCUGAACCGCGCGCGUCGCGCAAGACAAAGUCAGUGGAUGCCUUGAGGAAAACUAAGGAUAGUCCGCUGGUGGUGUGUACGGUUGCGAGGGUGCUUUGGGCUGACCGCAUGAUUGAGAGGGCGAGAGAUUGGUUUGGGCGGGCAACCGCAACGGAUCCAGAUCUGGGUGAUAUAUGGGGCUGGUGGCUAAAGUUUGAGAGGCAACACGGGAACGAGGAGCAACGCGAGAAUGUGAGAACCAAGUGCGUCGCCGCUGAACCGCACCACUCGCCUGUGUGGCAGUCGAUUGCGAAGGACGUGAAGAACGUUGGCAAGUCGACGAAGGAGAUUCUCGAGAUGGUUGCGGAUGCGUUGAAGUAA
This is a messenger RNA of Psilocybe cubensis, 2901 nucleotides long. RefSeq lists its product as uncharacterized. Lineage: Eukaryota; Fungi; Basidiomycota; Agaricomycetes; Agaricales; Agrocybaceae. Gene Ontology annotation, molecular function: protein binding. The record is from RefSeq and is a predicted model, not a curated record. Gene Ontology annotation, biological process: mRNA splicing, via spliceosome; spliceosomal tri-snRNP complex assembly. The transcript has 9 exons. Gene Ontology annotation, cellular component: catalytic step 2 spliceosome; U4/U6 x U5 tri-snRNP complex. Bases 1 to 2901 code for a protein of 966 amino acids.